Messenger RNA from Fopius arisanus, 1446 nucleotides. RefSeq lists its product as uncharacterized. The record is from RefSeq and is a predicted model, not a curated record. NCBI's taxonomy places the organism in Eukaryota, Metazoa, Arthropoda, Insecta, Hymenoptera, Braconidae. Gene Ontology annotation, biological process: sleep; regulation of synaptic transmission, cholinergic; positive regulation of voltage-gated potassium channel activity. The transcript is spliced from 3 exons. Bases 167 to 634 code for a protein of 155 amino acids.
GAGAAAAGAGCACCUGCAGGUGGAGGGGACUCAUACGCUGGAGACGACGCCAAGCCCAAACCCCAAUGAAUGACGUCAGGUGAUUCAUGGCAUGCAGGACAUAGUGUUGUGUAUUUAUCGUUCUGUUUAAAUAUCCCAGUGAUUAUUUAUUCAAAAUACCCUAAAAAUGGCAGCAUACAACCUGAUCAUCCUCUCGGUACUGAUUUUCUGCUCUAUAACAGGUACAAAGGCAGUGCGUUGCUAUCAGUGCAGCAGUGACACCGACACAGACGGUGAAGAUCUCUGUGGUGCAUACCACAAAUUCGACAAGACCAAAAACAUAGCAAUUGAUUGUAAUGACGAGGAUUCCCACAUGCCCGGUACAUUCUGCGUGAAGGAAGUCCGACAAAGUCCUCGUGGGUUCGUCUGGGAUGGCCGCUGGCGUCAGGUAAUACGAAGAUGUGCAUCAGUAGCCAGCACUGGAGUAACUGGUGUAUGUAAUUGGGGGGUUUACGAAAAUGGCGUAUAUUGGGAGGAAUGCUACUGCUCCGAUGAUUCCUGCAAUGGUGCAACAACCAUUUCAUCAAAUCUGGUUCUGCCAGCUCUAUUAUUCGUUUUAACGUCACUAUUUCUCGGCACGUAUGGAUUCAAAUGAGAGGAGAUUAAACUGGUGAAAUAUCUGAAGUGUUGUGCAGUACAAAGAGAUUAAGGGCUUCGACGGAUAAAUACAUGGAUGUAAAGCUUUUAGACUGCAAUGAACCUCUUACCAACUGGUACUACAUCGUGAAUACUUCAAAUUCUUCCACUCCAGUGUUCAUUUAUAAUUGAUAGAGUAUUCUGUCGUUUUAUGAUCAAAUGUGAAUAAUUGUAUGACACUUUAUCCGUCCAAAUUCUAGAUGUAAAUAGUACGUUAAAUUAAACAUUCCCUCGGCGAAGCCGACCAUCGAUUUUUAUAAGAUUUAUAGUAACGAAAAAUUUUUGUAAUAACACAAUAUAUUGUUGUUGUUUUUUUAUAAUGAAUUUUUUUAUCAUAUGGCAUGCAGUAAAGCGAGAUGACUCGGAACCGUCCAUUAAUUUUAGUUAAAAUAUAUAUUUAUGUUCUGGUUAUUAUUUUAAAAAAUUGAGUUCAAAUUGAAUUCAAAAAAUAAAAAUUGAAUUGAAUCAUUUGACGUUACGUGAGUCAACAGGCAUUUUUUAAAUGUUUUUUUUUAAUUCCGCGGAAUCUCUUCAUCUCAAAGAUGACUUGUUUCACUGCUCCAUUCCCGGAGAGAUUCAUAAACUCUCCGGAGAUAAUUUGUUGUAAAGUUUAAGUGCUGAAAAAUGACAUGAAUCUCCAUCAGCUUCCGGAGAAUCUCCUUUCCAAGCCAUUAAACAUCAAAUGUUAAGCACGUAAGUUAGUGCAAACGCAGUGAAUGUUUAUGAUAAUUGUAAAAUAAAAUGAAAUAAAAUUAGAAAUACAGGUGUUAA